Orbicella faveolata is the source of this 1021-nucleotide messenger RNA. RefSeq names its product mucin-5AC-like. Lineage: Eukaryota; Metazoa; Cnidaria; Anthozoa; Scleractinia; Merulinidae. The record is from RefSeq and is a predicted model, not a curated record.
UAUCUUUCCCCUGCCGGCAUGAUCCUCAUAUAAUAGGGUUAUUUAUACCCCAUAUUUAACAUAUCUACUUGUUAGGGUUAUUUAUACCCUACUGGCAUGAUGCUUAUAUAUUAGGGUUAUUUAUACCCUGUUUUUAUCAGGUUUACAUGUUGGGGUUAUUUAUAUUCUGUUUGUGCCUGUACAAUAUUCCACAGUGUAGCAUGAUCUUCUCGGCCAGACAAUGUGUACGCCUUGUCCUGUGCCAUUCAUAUGUUACGCACCGUUGUGUGAAUAAUUGUGAUCACACACACUUAAUGCUCUAUAUAGUUUACAGUGGUGCACAGAACGUUGUGUAACGUUUGAUCCCUGUAUCUGUGUACAGGAAUUUUUUGCUUAACGUUUGAAGCAUUACUUCCUACCAAUAGAAACUGAGAUGCCGCCCAAACGCCGCCUCCAACCUCCUCUCAGGACCACUACAUCAAAAAAUCGUAAAGUAACCAGUACCAGUACCCCUUCCCGCACCAAAACCUCUAUCAGGUCUAGUGUCACUGCACCUCUUAGUUCAUCGCCUCAAGCAGUGUCUGAAGAUCAGCUAAUCCAAAGGACUUCAGUUGCCGUCACUCAAGCUUUCAGAGAUCAGACCAGUUCUCGAGCUUCCUCUGAUACACCCAGCCCAUCUCUUCCUGCUGUUGCUCAACACCAACCUAGUUCGACGCCUUUGGUCCAACAAUCAGUUACAGAGGUAAUCCAACAAAUAACAGGGGUAAACCAGGCAACGGAGACAUCCAGUGAUGCAACUACAAGUAAGAGUCAAUUUGUGUCUGUUGCUGCUCCCCUAGGUUCCUCAGUCUCUGCUAAGACUAAGAAUAAGUUCUGGGGUAAUGAAUUCAUUGACCUGGGUUUGCUCUUAACUGUGCAACCACCUGAUGAGUCCUACAGUUUCAAACUCCAGAAAUCUGGGGGGCAGCAAACCUUAGCAAUAAUUCCUAACCAGAAAAAGCUGUGGAUCACUAACAUAGAACAGUGGACGAAUGCCUUCUUG